AUGCACGAAGAGCUCGCGGUCGACGAGAAGGAUCUGCAGUUCGCCAUGGGCUUCUGUACGAGGGCGGAGCAGGAAUCAGGCUUCCCUGUUCUCGCGAAAUAUACCGAGAAGCAAAAAGCGGUAAAGCACAAAAGACUCAUCGAUCUGAAGAACGCCCGCAACAUGUUCGUCGAAGCGGUAGUCGCCGCCAAGAUCAAAGCCAUGGAGCUCGGAGAAGAAGACAGCAAUGAGGCUAAAUGUCUCCCAGGUUGGGCCGACAUUGACGAGACAGACACACAAAGCGCAAGGUUCUCUCAGCAAAUGAUGAUCUGGCUCAUGGAGACGGGACCAGAGAAGCUGGCCCUGCUGGCGAUGACAGGGUCCGGUUCAGCCCACAGCGAAGCCCAUGAUCAAGUGAACAUGUCCGAUGUAGCCAACGACGAUGUAGCCGAAUUCAUCCAGGAAAAAGAAGAAGAGCAGGAGCGGAAGGAUGAGCAGGCUGCAAUUGCAUCAUUCAUUCAGGAAAAGAAGACCGACAAGACCAAGAAGAGGACAAAGCACCAGAUUACCUCGAUCGCGUGGCCAAGAUGA
Alternaria triticimaculans is the source of this 570-nucleotide messenger RNA. RefSeq lists its product as uncharacterized. NCBI's taxonomy places the organism in Eukaryota, Fungi, Ascomycota, Dothideomycetes, Pleosporales, Pleosporaceae. The transcript has 2 exons. The record is from RefSeq and is a predicted model, not a curated record. Bases 1 to 570 code for a protein of 189 amino acids.